This is a messenger RNA of Talaromyces rugulosus, 2055 nucleotides long. RefSeq lists its product as uncharacterized. Gene Ontology annotation, cellular component: growing cell tip; cell division site; plasma membrane. Lineage: Eukaryota; Fungi; Ascomycota; Eurotiomycetes; Eurotiales; Trichocomaceae. The transcript is spliced from 3 exons. The coding region runs from base 1 to 2055 and encodes 684 amino acids. The record is from RefSeq and is a predicted model, not a curated record.
AUGUUGCUGAAACCCGCCACCCCCCUCACCCUGUUGCUGCUGGCCGCCUUCGCCCUGCUGCUUUUGUCGACGCUCUCAACUCCCGUCAUCAAAAAAGUGCCGUUGGCUACUUUCAAAAAUGUGGACUUUGGUGUGUUUGGAUUGUGCAGAGACGACUCUUGCACUCCCGCUCGAGUCGGCUACGAUACUAGCAAUAUCUUCGGCAACAGCGACUCGGACGAUGCCGAUUUUAACCUUCCGUCAAGCGCGCGAAACUCGCUCUCGUCCAUUCUCAUUGUUCACCCAAUCGCCGCUUUUCUCGCUCUAGUCUGCUUGUCUAUGGCCGCUGCCUCUCACUUCCACUCGCCGUCGCAUUCGCCUCGAUACCUACUGGCUUUACUCAUUCUUUUGCUGCCGACCGUCCUGGUAUCGCUCUUGGCAUUCCUGGUGGACAUCCUACUGUUUGUGCCACAUUUACAAUGGGGUGGAUGGAUUGUGCUAGCUGCCACCAUAAUUCUGGUUGCCUGUGGAGUCGUCACUUGUGCAAUGCGCCGUACGCUUGUCAGCCGCAAAGCCCGCAAGAAGCGGAUUGCGGAGAAUGCUGAAAUGAGUGGCGCAAACUUUUAUGCUCGCCAGAAUUCCGAAGCUGCCACAUUCGCGAAGGCCGACUCUCCUCCUCCAAUGAGCACUGAUACCAACGCUCCCUUGCUAAAUACUCUUAACCAACCUGGUCAAGCUUCGUCUAACCCGGCGCCGACUUUUGCCAGUUACGAAUCUGCGCGGGUGACGAAUGAAGAAGAACUACAAACCAUAAGCUCCCGCACGCCGUCAAACCGAGCCCCUCGCCCAAUGGACGAUGGUCUUGCAAGCCGACCAACCAAACCUGGAUACAAUGGGCCCCGAGAUGAAUAUGGCAAUCCUAUCCCUCCUGGCCCGGCAGCUUCUUACGGACCCGAUGCUGGCGGUAUGCAGUCAGAUCCUGACCCAAGACUACAUAACCAAUACUCCGAUGGCAGCCUGGGGUCCCGACGAGGUCCUGGCCCACAGGGAUACCCAGCACCUAGUCGCGGCCGCGAUUAUCCGCCUCGCGGCGGAGCGUAUGGAUACAGUGGUCCCUACGGUGGUCGUGGACGCGGCCCUCCUCCUAACGGCAGAGGUUCCAUGCGUGGAAUGCGCGGGGGUGGUCCUCCACGCCAUAUGACCCCAGGGCGCGGACCUCCUCCAGGCUAUCCGCCGCGGCGAGACGGUGAAUACGACUCAUACGGAGGCAUCCCACGUCGACCCUCUGACCGUGCAGGUUAUCAAAAUUACUCUGUUCCAUAUGCGGGUCACACGCGAAAUCCCUCAGCGUCCCAGCCAAACCUCCCAGAAGUGGAGGAAGCCGGUCAUUCUUAUGAAAUGAUGCCUCAAAGUAGCGAGCCGAAUCUCCGCGUUCGCAAUCAGCAUAUUGAAGCACAUCGAGAGUCUAACAACCAGUCUUUACCCAGUCCCAGCAGCGUAUACAGCACCGAACCAUAUGUACCAGCUCGAUCUGGAUGGUCGACGAAUCCGCGACGACCUUCGCCCGCUCAACACAUGCGGUCUGGAUCAGGAGAUAAUUAUUAUGAAGACGUCGAGCCCCGGUUUGCAGAGGCUGGGGCGAGUGGCGGUGAUAGUGGAGGAGCAGUCCCGUCGGCUCUCAUGGCGGGCAGAUCAGCUGGUGAGAUUCCACCAGCACAAACAUCAUCACCAUUGCACAUACCCAAUGAACAAUCCGUCGGGGAACCUCCUCGCUCACCAGCUAUUAGCGAUAUAAGCCAUACCAGCCAUUUCACGUCUAUAUCCGAACGCCCGGUAAACCCGCGCUGGCAGCCUGCUCCGCCGGUUCCGUCGAAUUUGCGACCAUCGCCACUGGGGCCAGCAGCAGCAGCAGCAGCACACCAACCUCGAGUCCAAGACGUGGUCCUACAGACAAAUCCCGAUUUUGCAUUACCCGUUGGUCCUGGACGAGGCGGUACUCGACUUGGUCGCGGCGGGCUCCCACCUCCUGCAACUGAACAUAAAGGAGGCGGACGAUAUCCUACACCGCCAAUGUAG